AUGAAGACGUCUCGCAGGUGCAGGAGCCUUCUGUCGGUUAGCUUGAACUUCUUCGCCCUCUUGUUCUCCAUCACUGCGUUCAUGACGACCUACUGGUGCGUGGGCACCCAGAGAGUCCCCAAACCCAAGUGCAGCAAGCUGCGGACGCACCAGUGCAUUGACUACGGAGUGAACGAAACGGACCCCAACAAAGUGGUGUACAGCUGGGAGACCGGGGACGACCGGUUCCUUUUCCGUCAGUUCCACACCGGCAUCUGGUUCUCCUGCGAGGAAAACAUCCACGAUGAAAGUGAGAGAUGCCGAAGCUUCAUCGAUUUAGCUCCUCCAUCAGAGAAAGGGAUGCUGUGGCUGUCGCUGGUCUCUGAGAUGCUGUACAUCAUUCUGCUGGUUGUGGGCUUCAGCCUCAUGUGUUUGGAGCUGGUGCACUCCAGCAACGUCAUCGAUGGACUCAAGCUCAAUGCCUUUGCUGCUGUCUUCACUGUGCUCUCAGGUCUUCUCGGCAUGGUGGCUCAUGUGAUGUACACGCAGGUCUUCCAGGUCACCGUCAGCCUCGGACCGCCUGACUGGCGGCCCUACAACUGGGACUAUGGCUGGUCUUUCUGCAUGGCCUGGGCAUCCUUCACCUGCUGUAUGGGCGCGUCGGUCACCACCCUCAACUCCUACACCAAGACCGUCAUUGAGUUCAGGCACAAACGCAAGACCUUCGAGCAAAGCAUUCGGGAGGAGCACGCAAGGGAAGCUUUCGGAUAUUUCCGGGAACACUCAGUGCACUCCAUCUCCAAAUCCGUGGAGGUUUACUCCAGCCAGAGCCUAAAAAGCGGCAGAAAAGCUCCCAUUCCUGCUGACUCCCUGGACUUCAGUGACAUUGCAGCAUCUCUGGGGGAAGAGCAGUGCUGA
This is a messenger RNA of Stegastes partitus (bicolor damselfish), 897 nucleotides long. Its product is annotated as germ cell-specific gene 1-like protein. The transcript is spliced from 5 exons. Gene Ontology annotation, cellular component: plasma membrane. NCBI's taxonomy places the organism in Eukaryota, Metazoa, Chordata, Actinopteri, Pomacentridae. The record is from RefSeq and is a predicted model, not a curated record. Bases 1 to 897 code for a protein of 298 amino acids.